Syzygium oleosum is the source of this 1866-nucleotide messenger RNA. RefSeq names its product E3 ubiquitin-protein ligase XBAT33. Bases 23 to 1558 code for a protein of 511 amino acids. The transcript has 10 exons. Gene Ontology annotation, biological process: protein localization to ciliary inversin compartment. The record is from RefSeq and is a predicted model, not a curated record. Lineage: Eukaryota; Viridiplantae; Streptophyta; Magnoliopsida; Myrtales; Myrtaceae. Gene Ontology annotation, molecular function: protein binding. Gene Ontology annotation, cellular component: ciliary inversin compartment.
AGGGAAGAGGGAGGGAGGGGGGAUGGGGAAUUCGUUCGGCUGCUCGGCCUCCGGCGAGCGGCUGGUCUCGGCGGCGAGGGACGGCGACUUGGUCGAGGCGAAGAUGCUCCUCGACUGCAACCCUUGCCUCGCCCGCUACUCCACCUUCGGCGGCCUCAAUUCCCCGCUCCAUUUCGCCGCCGCUAAGGGCCACAACGAGAUCGUGGCGCUGCUGCUCGAUAAUGGAGCUGAUGUGAAUUCCAGAAACUACUGUGGGCAGACGGCGCUUAUGCAGGCGUGUCGAUACGGGCAUUGGGAAGUUGUUCAGACACUUCUGCUUUUCAGAUGCAACGUUACAAGAGCGGAUUAUCUUAGUGGGAGGACGGCUCUUCAUUUUGCAGCUGUGAAUGGGCAUGUCAGGUGUAUAAGAUUAGUUGUGGCUGACUUUGUCCCAAGUUCUCCUUAUGAAGCAAUAGCCAGGCAGCUGUAUGUGGACAGAGGCGAUGGAGCAAAUGGGAAAGGCAAAUGUGACCAGAGUGCGCUGUCCAAGUUUGUAAAUAAGGCGGCUGAUGGGGGUAUCACAGCUCUUCAUAUGGCAGCGUUAAAUGGGUAUUUUGAUUGUGUACAACUUUUGCUUGACCUUCAUGCAAAUGUAUCGGCUGUGACAUUUCACUAUGGGACAUCCAUGGAUUUGAUAGGAGCGGGCAGUACACCUCUGCACUAUGCUGCUUGUGGAGGGAAUCUUAAGUGCUGUCAGAUACUUCUUGCAAGAGGUGCUAGCCGGAUGACUUUAAAUUGCAAUGGGUGGCUUCCUCUUGAUGUUGCUAGAAUGUGGGGGCGGCAUUGGCUUGAGCCGCUAUUAGCUCCUAGUUCUGAUUCGUUAAUCCCUUUGUUUCCUCCGUCAAAGUAUUUGUCUUUGCCUCUGAUGAGCGUUCUCAACAUAGCAAGAGACUGUGGGCUGCAACUUUCCACAACCUCCUCCGAUGAUACGGACAUUUGCGCUGUCUGCUUGGAGAGAGCAUGUAGUGUUGCAGCUGAAGGUUGUGGCCAUGAGCUUUGUGUGAGAUGCGCUCUAUAUCUUUGCUCCACAAGCAACAUAUCUUCGGAGGUGGUGGGACCACCUGGGUGUAUCCCAUGCCCACUUUGUAGACACGGAGUUAUUGCUUUCGUCAAAAUUCCCGGUUCCCCUGCUAAGGAGAUCAAACUUCACACUUCCCUCGCCCUCUGUAACCCCUGCAUUCUUCAUCAAUGUGAUCCAGAGUGUCCUCCAGCAUGUACACCAGAUUUUAGGAAAAGCCGUGUAGCUUCUGUUUCUUCAGAUCUUUUUUGCCCCGUCACCUGUAGCCCAUUUCCUUCUGUUGCCAUUCCGCUAUGCACAUGCAAUGACAGGCCUUGCCCAUCUUUUGAGCCCGGAGAGGAAGAUGCACAGGGGGAAACUCCCCAUCAUUCACAAGUGAUAGCAACAGAACAAGAUAAAGUGGACAGGCCUAGAGUGGAGAGAACGACAUGCUCAAGCAUGUUUUGGGGCAGAAGAAGUUGCAGCAGGGAAAAUCAGUGCAACUCGGAGAUAAAUGCCUGAUCCCUGUAUAUGGGAACCUAGGGCUCCUUAAAGGUCCUCUAUAUCGAGUUUUGAUUCACGGUGACGAAAUUUAGGCUUAAAUGGGAGCGGAGGAAGAAGAUUUUCAGAUUUUACGCGUGCUUCUUUCUUGUUGGGCUCGAUGCUUGUGGGUAAGUAAAUUCAUGUUAUUGGAGGAUGACUGACUGCAAACGCUUUCUGUAUUGAUUUUUUGAAAUUAUUCAGGAGGGUUUGUAAAAGAGGACAUCUGUCCGGAGAUUUGUAGAUUAUUAGUGAAUGCCACUCAAAAAGUGUACACUUUGUUUGCUCUA